This is a messenger RNA of Nyctereutes procyonoides (raccoon dog), 1461 nucleotides long. RefSeq names its product carboxypeptidase vitellogenic like (gene CPVL). Lineage: Eukaryota; Metazoa; Chordata; Mammalia; Carnivora; Canidae. Gene Ontology annotation, biological process: proteolysis. Gene Ontology annotation, molecular function: serine-type carboxypeptidase activity. The transcript has 12 exons. The record is from RefSeq and is a predicted model, not a curated record. Bases 1 to 1440 code for a protein of 479 amino acids.
AUGGUUGGUGCUAUGUGGAAGGCAAUUGUUUUGGUGGCCCUGUUCAUGUUCUGCCCUGGUGGCGAUGGGCUCUUUCACUCAUUAUACAAAAGAGCUCAGGUUUCCGUACCACAUAAAGGAGACGUAGGAGAGCCAUUAUUUCUUACUCCCUACAUUGAAGCUGGGAAACUCAAAGAAGCAAAAACAAAGAGUUUGGUCACUGCUUUCUCAGGAUUGAAUGUGAAGAGUUACGCUGGCUACAUCACCGUGAAUAAAACCUACAACAGCAACCUCUUCUUCUGGUUCUUCCCGGCUCAGGUAGACCCAGCAAUUGCUCCUGUAGUUCUCUGGCUGCAAGGAGGGCCAGGAGGUUCAUCCAUGUUUGGACUCUUUGUGGAACAUGGACCUUUUUUUGUCACAAGUAACAUGACCUUGCGUGCCAGAGACUUUCCUUGGACCACCACACUCUCCAUGCUUUACGUUGAUAAUCCAGUGGGCACAGGUUUCAGUUUUACCACCAGCCCCCAGGGAUAUGCAGUCAACGAGGAUGAUGUGGCACGGAAUUUAUACAGUGCAUUAGUUCAAUUUUUCCUGCUGUUUCCUGAAUAUAAAGACAAUGACUUUUAUGCCACUGGGGAGUCUUACGCAGGGAAAUACGUGCCAGCCCUUGCACAUUACAUCCACGUUCUCAACCCCAACCCCAUGAUGAGCAUGAAGAUCAACCUGAAAGGAAUUGCUCUUGGAGAUGCGUAUUCAGAUCCUGAAUCGAUCAUAGAGGGCUAUGCAACAUUCCUGUACCAAAUUGGCUUGUUGGAUGAGAAGCAGAGAAAGUACUUCCAGAAGCAGUGUGAUAACUGUGUGAAAUACAUCAAGGAGGAGAAGUGGCUUAAAGCCUUUGAAAUACUGGAUAGACUACUAGACGGUGACUUCACAAACAACCCUUCUUACUUCCAGAAUGUCACAGGAUGUCCUAGUUACUAUAACAUAUUACAGUGCAUGGAAGCUGAAGACCAAAAUUACUAUGGGACUUUUUUGUCCCUCCCACAAGUGAGGCAAGCCAUCCAUGUGGGAAACCAGACCUUUAGUGAUGGAUCUGAAGUUGAAAAAUACAUGCGAGAAGAUACAGUUAAGACCGUUAAGCCCUGGUUAGCUGAAGUCAUGAACAAUUACAAGGUUCUGAUCUACAAUGGCCAACUAGACAUCAUUGUGGCAGCUUCCCUGACAGAGCGCUCUCUGAUGGCCAUGAAGUGGAAGGGGUCCCAGAAAUAUAAGCAGGCGGAAAGAAAAGUUUGGAAGAUCUUUAAAUCGGAUUCCGAAGUGGCUGGUUACGUGCGGCAAGUGGGUCAGUUCUGUCAGGUAAUUGUUCGAGGAGGAGGACACAUUUUACCCUAUGACCAGCCUCUGAGAUCUUUUGACAUGAUUAAUCGAUUCAUUUUCGAGAGAGGAUGGGAUCCUUAUUGAUGGAUAAGCUACGUUCUUGAA